Prunus dulcis (almond) is the source of this 3558-nucleotide messenger RNA. RefSeq lists its product as uncharacterized. Gene Ontology annotation, biological process: DNA integration. The coding region runs from base 1 to 3558 and encodes 1185 amino acids. The record is from RefSeq and is a predicted model, not a curated record. The transcript is spliced from 2 exons. NCBI's taxonomy places the organism in Eukaryota, Viridiplantae, Streptophyta, Magnoliopsida, Rosales, Rosaceae. Gene Ontology annotation, molecular function: RNA-DNA hybrid ribonuclease activity; nucleic acid binding.
AUGGGCCCAUCUCAUGGUUUCGUGGUGGAAACCUCAAUGCAACCGCAUGGAAUCGUGGCUGCCAACGCCUUGCAGUCAUCCUCUAGUGCUUUGCAGCCGCCUUCAGCUGCCGGAAUUGCAGAACAGCCGCCACAUGACCCUGGGACCUCCACAGCCUUGCAGUUGCCAGCGUCGAUUACUGGAGCUGCUCUGCCUCGCUGUCCUACCAUCGGAGCACAGCAGCAGCCACACCACUCAACUACUGGAUUUGCUGCACAGCCCCAUGGCUACUCCGACGUCGUCCCAGUCUUGGAGCAGAUCCAUUCUCUCCCUCCUCUGCGAUCACACUUGGCGUAUGCACCUGUGUAUGCCCCUAAUGGAGCCCUAGCCCAGAUGCCAUUGGGCCCGAUGCACAACACUCUACUUGACCCGCGCAGUCAGGUGGACCUCAACUCACGAGUCGAUCAGCUCACACAGAAGGUCGAUGAUCAGAACAACCUGAUCGGCCAGCUACUCAGGCAGAUCAACUUGAAUCAAGGCCCAAACCUUGGACCCAGGGACGAGGAGAAAAGGGCACACCAGCACGCCGGCGAGCAGUUCGAGAGGUCUCAGGCUGGUCAGACAAGAGCAAACCGACAGAGGAGAGAUCGAGAUCGAGCAGAUGAGAUGCAGACAGCCGCGAGCCAUACUCUGAGCCAUUCGGGGCUCGGACCAAGGACCAAUGUGCUCGAGAGGCUAGGCCCACAGUCUAAUGUCCACGCCCGUUUGGGCCCACAAGGAGUUCGAGUUCGUGAGCCGUCGCGCGACGAGCGCAACGACCGACGCCCACCAACCCGCUCGAGGGCCAACACUCGGUGGCAGGCUGUAGAAGAAUCCUCACAAGCUCAAUCUCUUAAUCUGCCCCACGGGCAGGGCAUCCAAGGGGAUCGACCCUUGGGGACCGAGGAAGGAAUUGGCAGAACCAUGGAAGUCUACGUGGAUGAUAUGCUGGUCAAAGCCCCCAAGCGUGGAGACCACCUCAAAAACCUCACCGAGGCAUUCAGCCUGCUCCGCCAAUACCGCAUGAAGCUGAAUCCAAGUAAAUGCACGUUCGGUGUAUCAUCCGGCCGAUUCUUGGGGUACUUAGUCACACAACGAGGUAUCGAGGCACACCCACGCCAAAUUAAAGCCAUCCUCGAGAUGAAGUCACCUUCCACAGUGAAAGAAAUACAAAGUCUGACGGGCAGAGCAGCAACUCUCAACCGAUUCCUCUCAAAGUCUACCGACAAGUGCAGACCAUUCUUCAAAGCUUUGAAGAAGGGGCAAAAAGACAAGUGGGACGAGGAGUGCGAAGUAGCUUUCCAGAGUCUAAAGACCUACCUUACUUCACCUCCCUUGCUCUCGAAGCCAAUUCUUGGUGAAGACUUGUUCGUGUACCUGGCAAUGUCAGACUCAGCCAUCAGCUCAGCUCUCAUCCGAGAAGAACUUGGGGCCCAACAUCCGAUAUUCUAUACGUCAAAAGCUCUCCUCGAUGCAGAGACUCGCUACCCAAAAUUGGAGAAGCUCAUUUUGGCCCUUGUCGUUUCCGCGCGAAAGCUGCGGCCUUAUUACCAAGCUCACCGAGUCAUCGUUAUGACUGAUUCUCCUUUGAGAUCAAUCCUCCACAGCCCUGAUGCUUCUCAGCGGCUUAUGAAGUGGGCAAUAGAACUAAGCCAAUACGACCUCCUCUACCGGCCAAAGACUGCUAUAAAAGCCCAGGCUUUAGCAGACUUUGUUGCAGAAUUCACACCAUCAGCCGGAGAAGAGAAGCUGGUCAGCAAAAAGAAGGAAAGUUCGAGAGCAGACAAGACCUCCGCGGAACAUGGCCAACCCAGAGACAUGUGGCAGCUACGCGUAGAUGGAGCGUCGAACCAGAAAGGAGCUGGAGCAGGCGUCGUCAUCAUCACUCCAGAUGGAACCCUGUUGGAGCAAGCUAUCACACUUGGCUUCCCAGCUUCCAAUAACGAGGCAGAGUACGAGGCAUUGCUCGCUGGCUUGCGCCUGGCAAAGGAACUAUCAAUCAAGAAGCUGGCCAUCUACUCAGAUUCCCAGCUGAUCACAAGUCAAGCCUCAGGAGAAUACAUGGCGAAGCACCCAAGGAUGAUCUUGUACCUUGACAAAGUCCAAGAGUUGUUGAAGGCGUUUCCCACCUUCACCAUCCAACAGGUGCCCCGAGCAGAGAACGCGCACGCAGAUGCGCUGGCAAGCUUAGGAUCAGCACUGGAUACCCAAUUCAGACGCUCCAUCCCUGUCGAACACCUUGAUCAGCCUAGCAUAGAAGAGGCAGAACAACCAGACCUGAUGCAGAUCGACGAGGAUCCUAGCUGGCAAGAACCCAUCAUCGACUACCUAGUGAAUGAAAACUUGCCCCAAGACAAAUUCGAGGCCAGAAAAAUCAAGCAGAAGGCUGCAAGAUAUUACAUGAAAGGCGACAUGCUUAUCCGCAGAUCAUACUACGGGCCUCAUCUCACUUGCAUCAAGUACCCGCAAACGCUCGAGGUUCUCUGCAAAAUACACGACGGCGAAUGCGGAAAUCACGCUGGAGGCAGGUCGCUUGCUCAGAAGGCUCUCAGCAUCGGCUAUUUUCGGCCUACCAUGCGUAAAGAUUCCACGGAGUAUGCUCGAAGAUGUGAUCGAUGCCAACGGUACAAGCCAGUCCCUGGUUUGCCAGCUGAGGAAUACCAUCCGCAGAACAGCCCAUGGCCGUUCAUGCAGUGGGCCAUUGACUUGGUGGGACCUAUGCCGAUAGCACCUGCCAAUAAGGAGAUGAUGAUCGUUGCCACUGAUUACUUCACUAAGUGGAUCGAGGCCGAGGCUUUGUCUUCUACCAAGGAAGCUGACGUUGAACGUUUCAUCUGGAAGAACAUCAUCUGCAGAUUCGGUUGUCCGCAAUCGAUAGUUACUGACAAUGGUACACAGUUCGUGGGCAGGCAGAUCACUGCAUUUUUUACGAAGUAUGGCAUCAAGCAACACCUGUCAACUCCCAGAUACCCGCAAGGCAAUGGUCAAGCAGAGGCAUCCAACAAGAUCGUGCUGGACUGCCUAAAGAAAAGAUUGGAAGGCGCAGAAGGAAAAUGGGUCGACGAGCUGCCAGGAGUUCUAUGGGCUUAUCGCACAACCAAAAGGAGAUCGACCGGAGAAACACCAUUUUCCUUGGCCUAUGGGACGGAGGCAAUCAUUCCUCCACACAUCACAGUCCCUUCCAUGAGCAUUGAAGUGGGCAGUCUUGACCAAAACUGCAGGCAGAUGAGAGUCAACCUUGACCUGCUCGAAGAAGAACGAGAAAAGGCCAUUGUUCGAGUUGCUGCCUACCAGCAGCAGUUGGCAUCCUACUACAAUAAGAAGGUCAAGAUCAGACAGUUUCGGCCUGGAGACCUUGUGCUCAGAAAGACUUUUAUCACAUCACCAAGGCAAGGAUCAAAGAAAAUGAAGCCAAAUUGGGAAGGCCCCUACAUGAUCAGCCGAUCUGGGGGCAGAGGAAGUUACACCCUCGACACUCUAGAAGGGAAGGAAAUUCCAAGACAAUGGAAUGCCCACCACCUUCGGAGAUACUAUCCAUAA